Messenger RNA from Tarenaya hassleriana, 1517 nucleotides. Its product is annotated as squamosa promoter-binding-like protein 13A. The transcript has 4 exons. The coding region runs from base 189 to 1358 and encodes 389 amino acids. Gene Ontology annotation, cellular component: nucleus. The record is from RefSeq and is a predicted model, not a curated record. NCBI's taxonomy places the organism in Eukaryota, Viridiplantae, Streptophyta, Magnoliopsida, Brassicales, Cleomaceae. Gene Ontology annotation, molecular function: DNA binding.
AGUAACCACACUGUCAUCUUUCCCUUGACCCAUUUCCCUUUUCCUCCUCCCCUUGUUGAUGUGUACUUUUUUUUUUGGUAUUAAUUUGCCUUUUUCUUGUGGAGUAGCUUCUUCUGCUGCAUAGGCGCAUGAGAUUUAUUGCUGUAGCGAAGGUCUGAAGAGACAGAGGAGAGAGAAGGCAGAGUUGAAUGGAUUGGAACUUCAACAAGCCAAGCUCCGGUUAUCUAUCCGAAUUCGAUCAAGAACCCGUCCCCGAUGUGCCGCAACUCGGCGAAUCCAUCUCGUUCGGGUCGCAGAGGAGAGGAGAGUUCUCGUUUGAUCUGAAACUUGGAAAUGUAGGAAACUUCUCUGUUUCAGCUUCAGGUUAUGACAGCACAGUGCCAUUGAUGGGCAGCGCAGUGGCGAAAGCAGAGUCUUCGAUGAGUUCGGGAUCGUUGAAGAGGGCGCGAGGGAGCGGUAACGGCAACGGGAAUCAGACGCCGUUCUGCCUCGUGGACGGCUGCGAUUCUGACCUUAGUAACUGCAGGGAGUAUCAUAGGAGGCAUAAGGUCUGCGAGGUUCAUUCCAAGACUCCCGUGGUUACGAUCAAUGGUCUGAAACAGAGGUUUUGCCAACAAUGUAGCAGGUUUCAUUCCCUUGAAGAGUUUGAUGAAGGGAAGAGGAGCUGUAGGAAACGCCUUGACGGGCAUAACCGUAGAAGAAGGAAGCCUCAGCCCGACCCCGUUGCCCGUCCCACGAGUUUCUUGACGAGUUUCCAAGGUACCAAGUUUCUGCAGUUCUCUAGCUCACAUAUGUUCCCAACUUCAUCAGUAGCAAGUCCUAACUGGAGCGGUAGCGGCGUUUUAGGCGCUGUGGCCAACAGUUCGGGUUACGGGAAUCACCCGAGCGUUCCUUCCGCUGCAAAGCCAGGCAUAAUAUUCCCGAUCUCGUCCCCGAGCAGCAGCUACAAAGCAUCAGAGAAGCGAUUCCCGUUCUUGCAAGGACACGAUAACCUAAGCAGCAGCAGCAGCAGCCAUAACCGGACAACUAUGUUGUGUGAGAGAUUGACGAGUUGCAUCCGUGACUCGGAUUGUGCUCUCUCUCUUCUGUCAUCCUCUUCCUCGCACCAGACGCUAUCUCCCGACCUCGCCCGCCUAGGUCACCGCACUCACGAAAACGUUCAGCAGCAGCCGAGAUCAGUCCCUCUUGUGGUUCAGCCGUUGCCGUUCUUGACCUCUGAGCCGAUGGAUAACAUUUUAUUCGGCGGCUCGGGAAUUUUCGAGAACCCUGCUGCUGCCGCGGCGGCGGCUGCAGGCUCUGACGGGUCGGGGAAUGAAUCUGUAUCUGCUUCACAGACAUUCCCGUUUCAUUGGGAGUAACAGCAGUUAGAUCAUACAUUAGUUUGGUUUUUGUCUUCUCCCCAUUCGUUGUUGUGUUUUGUGGCGUUUGUCUCAUGUUCUUCAGAUUGUUUGGAAUUCUACUGAAUAUUGUUUGAUGUUCAUUUACAUUCCAUCGAUUGAUGUUUUGGUUCGUUUUGA